GACAGGAUGGCCUCACUAGGCCUUGUUGUGGUAGAUGAGGUGAGAUAAAUGCCGAUAUCAUGUGUUAUUUUCAGUGAUAAGAUGUAAUUGUUAAGUCGAAAUCAGCUGAUAUGAUGAAGUAGAUGACUUUAGUGGAUUUUAAUGUAAAAACAAAUAUUAAAAUGCUGCCACUGUCAUUCAUUUAGAAAGACUAUUACGUCUGCUAAAAUAUUCUUUAAAAAUCUUAAAUUAUUUAAAUAUUGCAAGCCGCAUAAUGGAGGCUUUGAUGCUGCCUUUUCCUCUCUUAUUUGAUAUCAACAUUUUGAGCCUUACUGUCUUAGAGAAAAUGAUACAUGAAAGGCAGCCAUAGAUAUUCUCUCUGUCUAACGGGACAUUCUAUUUAAAAAAUGAACGCUUUUAAUUUUUAAUUUUGAAAAUAAACAAUUUUUUUUAAAGUAAGCUCAUGUGACAAAAAAAAACUUACACAUUUUUUUUUUGACGCAGAGGAACAUAAAUAUGUUUGUGAGUUUUUUUUUAAAAUUUUAAUUUCUAUAUUGAUUUCCAGCUCCACAUGAUUGGAGAAGGUGGUUCUAGAGGAGCGACGUUAGAAGCCACCCUCAUGAAAAUUACAACAGCAAACAGUGGGUAAAAUUUCUUAGGUGUUUUAAAGUUUAUUUUCAAUCUACAAAUUAUAAAUACUAAUGCAAACGUUAUCCUUUAAAUUACAAAAUCCCAAACUUUUUCACUAUUAUAUAAAAAAGUGAUUAAAUCAUAAAUUUGCAAUCUUGCAUUAAACUUAAUUUAAAUUAUGCAAGGAAAAAAAUUGAGCUGGGCUUGUAUUUUUCUAUUAGUUUUUAUUGUAAUUUUAAAAAUAUUUGUGUCCUCUGAAAUAAUUAUAAAGGGUACUGUCAAAUAUAAUUAUAUUGAAUCAGUAACUGUCCUUCAGAACUCCAUGCUUUGUAAAACAUAUUAUUUUAAGAAAGACUUUGAUAGAGGACCUAUUAUUGUUAUAAGCACACUUUUAUUGUCUUUACAAAAACUAGUCUUAGUAUCCAUCCUUGUGGUGCUACGGCCCAUGAAGGGCUUUGGCCUGCCUCACCACAUUCUUCCACUCAGACCUAACUAAUGCUUUUAUUUUCCUUGCGUAGAUUCCAAGCAGCUGUAGAUCUUUAACUACAUCAUCUAUCCAUCUAAGGCUAGGUCUACCUUUGAAUCGUUUUACCAUUUGGUUGGCUAUGGCUCCCGCUCUAAAUAGGCUUAGUACGUUCCAAGGCCACAAUCCGAAGUCAUGUAGAUGCUAGUAUUUGCAUAUUCCUAUUAUUGUUAGUUCAAUGAUGUACUUUCAGGUAACACACAGAUCAUUGGCAUGAGCGCAACACUCAACAACAUCAAGGACUUACAGGAUUUCUUGGCUGCAGAGGUUUACUACAAUGACUUUAGACCGGUGUGUACCAACUAAAUAAUGCUUUGUUUCAUUCAGAAAAUGUUUGCUUUCCAUAAGUAACACACAAAUGCAAUUUAUUUGGAAAGCUGUUUGUUGAUUACAUUGAAAACCAAAUCUAAUAGUGCUUGGAGCUUCUAAACUUUUGAAAAUUAUAUUUAGUUUCAGUUUCUUUAUUUGUAAAACUCUGUUCAAUUUACUAGUUUCUUUGUGCCUUGUUAAUGUUUCAAAGCCAAGCUAAGAUUAAAAAAUCCACAAAUCUGAUAGAGGAUAGGAAACAUCAGUUUUGGAUUAAUUUGUCAUGGAGAAAACUGAAUUUUAGCAUUGAAUGUGAAAGUGAGACGGUAAAAAAAAAUGUUAAUGUUUAAUGCCAGAUGAGAUUAUUUUAAACGGAUGCAAGAAAUAUGAUUGGAAGGUGGGGAAAACGUCUGUGUGGUUGGUGUAAAUUGUUAUAUUAUAAGAACUGUGCAGCAAUAAAUUUAUCCAGUAUAAUGAGAUUAAUGACAUUUGUUUGAAAAACUCUUUCAGGUUAUAUUGGAGGAAUAUGUCAAAGUGGAGGACAACUUGUUCAAAGUGAAUCAGAAAGCUUUGGAUCAGGAUAGCAAGCUUGAGCAUGAACGCUUCCUAACCUAUCCGGUAUCUAUAUCUAUCUUUUUCAUAGUAAUUGUUCAAUUGGUUUAAAGUUAUAACCGCAAGGAUAUGCUUUUCCUUUUUUUUUUCAUUUUUAUAGUGCCGCCACUUUAGCCGACAUUUUUUUUAUCAGCUUUUUAUAAAGUACUUCACCUUUUAUCUACUUUUUUGUUACAGUAGUUUGCCAUUUAUCUACAACUUUAAAGAAUCCACUUAAUAAAACGUAUGCCUACUGUUUCAGUUUCAACCAAUUUCUAUAUCUGAUUGAGGAUUUACUAUUUUUAAACCAAGCUUUUCAACUGCGAAUCUUAUUUAUUUAAUGUAUCUUCCCCCUCCCCAGUACAACAAGGAGCUCCACAGAGAGGACCCUGAU
Lymnaea stagnalis (great pond snail) is the source of this 2423-nucleotide messenger RNA. The record is from the annotation of a GenBank genome assembly. Lineage: Eukaryota; Metazoa; Mollusca; Gastropoda; Lymnaeidae.